AUGAGCCCCAUGCUAUACUACACGCUGCCUGCCCUGGGCGGCUACAUCCUGCUCUCCAUCUUCUUCCUGCGCCGGCCUCGCCUGCUGCACCCAGCCUGCGCCCCAGCUUUCUGUGUCCGCCUGGCAGCCCACCGAGGAGGGUCUGGAGAACGCCUGGAGAGUACCUUAGAGGCCAUGGAGAACUCCUUGGCACAGCGAGCUGACCUCCUGGAGCUCGAUUGCCAGCUGACACGGGAUGGCGUGGUGGUGGUAUCCCACGACCAGAACCUGUCCCGCCAGUCGGGCCUGAACAGGGAUGUGGGCAGCCUGGACUUUGAGGACCUGCCCCUCUACAAAGAGGAGCUGGAGGUUUACUUCUCUCCAGGCCGCUUUGCUCACGGGGCUGACCGGCGCAUGGUGCGGCUGGAGGACGUGUUCCAGAGAUUCCCACAGACUCCCAUGAGCGUGGAGGUCAAAGCCGAGAACAAGGAGCUGGUUCAAAAGAUAGCAGGCCUGGUGCAGCGCUUUGGGCGUAGUGACAUCACCAUCUGGGCCUCGGAGAAGAGCUCGGUCAUGAAGAUGUGCAAGGCUGCCAACCCGGAGAUGCCGCGGGCCUUCACCGUGAGUAGGGGGCUCAGGCUGCUGCUGCUCUACUACCUGGGGCUGCUGCCUUUUGUCCCCAUUCCCGAGCGCUUCUUCAUGUGCUUCCUGCCCACCAUCAUCAACAGGACCUACUUCCCAUUUUCCUGCUCUGGACUGAACCAGCUAGUGGCUGUGGUUUUGAAAUGGGCCAUCAUGAGGAAAAGCCUGAUCCAACACCUGAAGGAGCGGGGCAUUCAGGUGCUGUUUUGGUGCCUUAACGAAGAGUCGGAUUUCGACACUGCUUUCAACCUGGGAGCCACAGGCGUUAUAACCGAUUACCCCACAGCGCUGAGGCGCUACCUGGACAACCACGGACCCACUGCUCCUGCCUCUUGAACCCUGAGGGUCUCCCUGGCGCGCUCCACUCUCUCCCUUAUCUCUGCUUGGAAAAUAAAUAACUUCUUUCAAGGC
This is a messenger RNA of Ochotona curzoniae (black-lipped pika), 1032 nucleotides long. RefSeq names its product glycerophosphodiester phosphodiesterase domain containing 3 (gene GDPD3). Gene Ontology annotation, cellular component: endoplasmic reticulum membrane. The record is from RefSeq and is a predicted model, not a curated record. The coding region runs from base 1 to 957 and encodes 318 amino acids. The transcript has 10 exons. Gene Ontology annotation, biological process: glycerophospholipid catabolic process. NCBI's taxonomy places the organism in Eukaryota, Metazoa, Chordata, Mammalia, Lagomorpha, Ochotonidae. Gene Ontology annotation, molecular function: phosphoric diester hydrolase activity; phosphatidylcholine lysophospholipase A1 activity.